AUGCGUUCAUUCCUCACUGCUGAAGAAUGAGAGCGUUUCUGAAGAACGGAAGUGGACCGACCAUUUUGAAAUCCCGCACCGCUAAGCACAAUGGAUAAGGGCCACACGGUUAAGCUCUUUGUUGGGAACCUGGCCCUGGACACUACGCAAGAAGAAUUGUCAGCCAUCUUUGAAUCAUACGGACAGGUGGUUAGCUGCAGCGUCUUGAGGCAGUUCGCUUUUGUCCACCUACAAGGAGAGGGUGCUGCCGAACGUGCAAUUAGGGAGCUCAGUGGCAGAGAGUUCAAAGGCCGUAACCUAGUGGUCGAGGAGUCCCGGGGACGCCCACUCCAUUCCACAAAGGUUUUUGUGGGUAAUCUGAGCAGUAUGUGCACCACAGAAGACCUCCAGGAGCUGUUUCAGACUUUUGGCAAAGUUUUGGAGUGUGACAAGGUGAAAGGUUAUGCCUUUGUACAUAUGGAAAACAAGGAAGACGCCCUGCAGGCUAUCGAGGCUUUGCAUGGGACCUCCUUCAAAGGCCGGCCACUAUCAGUGGAGCUCUCCAAAGUUCAGCCAAGUAAGCAGGCCCCUACUGGAAAGAUCCCAUGCGUAAGCUGCGGCAAACAGGGUCACUACGCAGGUGAAUGCCCUGCUGGGAAGCCCACCCUGGAGCAAUAUCAGAGCCAAGCAGCCGUGCUAGCCGCUGCGGCUGCUGCAGCUGCUGGCCUGCCGUUGCAGGUUCAACAGAGUGUCCACAAUUCUGUGUACAACACCUCUACCUUUGACCCCACUUACGCUGCUCUGACUGGACUUACAGCUGGUGCGAGGGCAGAGGGAGGAACAGCGGUGGCUCCAGCCGUCUAUGGAGCACUAGCCAGUCAAGUGUAUGGAACAGUUGCCAAUCAGUUCUACAGUGGGACAGUUGCAAAUCAGGCACUCAGCACCGGUGCUGCUGCUGCUGCGCAGAUGUAUGGCUCUGUUAACCCAGCUCUUUAUGGACAGAUGACGAGUGGUGCAGUUGCAGCUGCCGCUGCUGCCGCUGCGUAUGGUCCACAGGUUUAUGCGUCGGCGGUUGCUAAUCCAGUGUUCCUAGCCGCGGCGCACAGCAUGGAGGCUGCUGCUACUGCUGUUAACCCAGCCUAUACAGUAGCACCAGCUCUCUACAGUGCUACCCCAGCUUACGGGGCUCUGGGGGCAGCUGAUCCAGCAGCUUUCUUCGAGGCAGCAAGGGCACACUACUUUGCACAAGGACAGCAAAUGCUAGCUGAACAGCAACAUACCAGCUCCAAGUCAGGAGAGAGAGACCGGAGUCCACUAAGAAGAUCAGCCCCUUUGCUGCCAGACCCUGUUAUGAAGCCAUUUAUGUACCAGAGGGCCAAACGCAGAGCCUUGUUACCUACUCCAGCUGGUCGAGAGGAAGCUUCUGCACAGGAAGACGACCCUAUAGCCAGAUACUACGCCGAAUACUACCAGCAGUACCAGCAGCUGCAGCACUUCCCACAGUACCAGUAUGCCUACCCAUCUCACAACCCCCUUGCGGCGAUGCCUGGACUAUCCACCCUGUCUGGUGUGCCCGCUCAACAAGUAGCAACGCUCGACACUCUCAGGCCAGUGCUGCCCGCCGCCCCCGUGCCUGCCGCCAUCGCAAUGGCAACACCCCGCGUGUAUGAGCCUCCGCCGAUUCCGCCGUCGCACAAGGAGCCCCUCCUCCGCCGCCCCGAACUCGCCCUACACACCCCUGAAACACCCUUCCGAUAGUGUGCUCCACGUCCUUUCUGCCUCUCCUUUCCUUGUGCUGCCUGUGUGUGUGUCAGAAAAACAAACAGAGGUGUGUGUGUGUGUGUGUGUGUGUGUGUGUGUGUGUGUGUGUGUGUGUGUGUGUGUGUGUGUGUGUUUGGGUUUAAGAUGGUGGGUGUGUUGGUUUUACUUAUAGACUGGAAUCUCUAACCUUGGUUCUGAUCACACACCGGUGCAGUCGGGGCUGAAAAAGGGAAACUGCAUGCUCUCAUUCCUGCACACUUUACCAAUGAAACACAUCAGUGGUCUGUUUAAGAAAUGUCCACUGACCUUAAAUCUAUUGCCAGUUAGGUGUAGAUUAGGGGUAGGGGGUAGAUUAGGCAUUAGCCAUGAUGAUUUUAAACUUUUAUAUUCAUAAGUGUUUGUAGUCUAUGAAUGAUACUGUACUUGAUAUUUUUAAACAUUGCUUGAAAUUGUUAUAUGAACGUAACCAGUUUACAUAUUCAUAUAGUUAUUGAGAAAUUAGAUUUCGAAACAUUUCAAUAAGUUUGAAUGUAUGUUUACUCCAAAGGGGUGUGAAGUGUAGGACCAGGGUUGGACAGUGUUUUACAUGUCUUUGUGAGUGUUUCUUGUUUUUCUCUGGGACUGUGGCGUAGCUUGUAUGCUUUCCGUUGGUUGUCACAAUAGGACAUGUACACGUGCACAGGGAAGCAACCUCGAUCCACACGCACAUACGUACACAUCCCUUACAUCCCAGAUGGGGGAAACCUUAGUGAUGACCUUUAACCCCUCCCUUCCAUCCCUGUCCACCCAUCCUGAAAGCUGAAAGACACUGUGACUUCUCUCCCCUCCUACUUUAUGUAGCUACUUCCAUAAAUAUGGGGAUGUAUGGGAAAUACCUAAUCAUGAAGGUGUAGCUAGGCAUUUGCUGGGAUUGGCCCUCCGGCCUGUCUGUCUUAUAGGAGCGUCUCUACGUUCACCGACUUACUGCCACAAAAUUAAUCGUAGAAUCUGUUUUUUUAAUGCUAUCAUGUUUUUUUAUAUAUAAAAGUAGUUAUAAGGGACUCAAUAUUCAUUUAAAGAAACAUACUCCUUUUAAUUUUUUUACUUUUGUUUACAGCUGCAAGCGAGAUAUACUUCGUUUUUUUUACGCAAUGAUUGUUUAUAGCCAAAAAAAGAAAGCCUGCCAAAAUCAUGUUUUUCAGUGGCCUAUGAUUCUUAUGCCUUAGUAGUGAAAUGUAUUAAAGAUUUGCUUUUUUUUAUUUUUUUUAUCUGUAGUCUUAUAAUGUGAAACUGGAUUAAGGCUACACUUAAGUGCUGUAUAUUUUGUGGUGCUGUGAUUUGGAAUUAAAUGCAUUGGGAGAUUCCUA
Messenger RNA from Myxocyprinus asiaticus (Chinese sucker), 3086 nucleotides. It is a transcript of the gene rbm14b, whose product is annotated as RNA binding motif protein 14b. The transcript has 4 exons. Bases 91 to 1737 code for a protein of 548 amino acids. Gene Ontology annotation, molecular function: zinc ion binding; mRNA binding. The record is from RefSeq and is a predicted model, not a curated record. Gene Ontology annotation, cellular component: cytosol. NCBI's taxonomy places the organism in Eukaryota, Metazoa, Chordata, Actinopteri, Cypriniformes, Catostomidae.